This is a messenger RNA of Funneliformis mosseae, 423 nucleotides long. NCBI's taxonomy places the organism in Eukaryota, Fungi, Glomeromycota, Glomeromycetes, Glomerales, Glomeraceae. The record is from the annotation of a GenBank genome assembly.
AUGAAGACACAUGAAAUUUUAACGGUUCCAACAGAUAAUAAUGAUGAUGGAAGAGAAAUAACAUCAAACAUCGAUUAUCAAAGAUCAGGGUCAUUACGGGACGUUGAUCUGGAAAAUUUUAAAAACGAAAUGCUUCAAAUAGUUAGACAAGAAAUUCAGCAAAAUUUGAAACAAGAUGUAGCACAGAAUAGUGAACAAGCUUCUAAUGCAAAUGUCCUAGAAAAUUUUAAAAAUGAAAUGAUUCAAGUAGUUAAACAAGAGAUGGAAACUUUAAGACAAGACGCAGCACAUGAUAGUGGACAAGAAUAUGAUCAAGUGAGCGGAACUCAGCAAAUUCCACCAAUCAUAUUGCUUAUUGCAAAUACAACAGUUACGAAGUGCCGAGUAACUAAUUUUGGGAAUCAUAAAGGAAAUAUGCCUUGA